AUAAUACAGAGGAAGAAAAACACCAGUGUUUAGCCGACGGUAUACAAUUGUAAACAUUAGCCACCCGGUCAACUUCUUCCUGUCGUUAGGAUGGAAAUAUAAGGUCAACCCCAAGCUGUGGGACCCAACGUUUUUCUUCAGUGCAUGGACGCAAAGCUAAUGCGCAGGGCCACUAGCGCACGUCAAGACGCCACUGGAAUGGACAUCACCAGCCGCUGUACUCUGGGGGACCCCAACAAGCUGCCUGAAGGGGUCCCCCAGCCUGCACGCAUGCCCUACGUCUCGGACAAACACCCGCGACAGACCCUGGAGGUGAUCAACUUGCUGAGAAAACACCGUGAGCUCUGUGACGUGGUGCUGGUGGUGGGUGCCAAGAAGAUCUACGCUCACCGUGUCAUCCUGUCCGCCUGCAGCCCGUACUUCAGGGCGAUGUUCACUGGAGAGCUGGCAGAGAGCAGGCAGACUGAAGUGGUGAUCCGCGACAUCGAUGAGAGAGCCAUGGAGCUGCUCAUUGACUUUGCCUACACAUCACAGGUGACGGUAGAGGAGGGAAACGUGCAGACGCUGCUCCCCGCCGCCUGCCUUCUGCAGCUGGCUGAGAUCCAGGAGGCCUGCUGCGAGUUCCUCAAGAGGCAGCUGGAUCCCUCCAACUGUCUGGGCAUCAGGGCCUUCGCAGACACACACUCCUGCCGAGAGCUGCUGCGCAUCGCAGACAAGUUCACCCAGCACAAUUUUCAGGAGGUAAUGGAAAGUGAGGAGUUCAUGCUGCUGCCUGCCAACCAGUUGAUUGACAUCAUUUCCAGCGAUGAGCUCAAUGUGCGUAGCGAGGAGCAGGUUUUCAACGCUGUCAUGGCCUGGGUGAAGUACAGCAUCCAGGAGCGCAGACCACAGCUACCCCAGGUCCUGCAGCAUGUCCGUCUGCCGCUGCUCAGCCCCAAGUUCCUGGUGGGAACUGUUGGGUCAGACCCUCUCAUAAAAAGUGACGAAGAGUGCAGAGACCUGGUUGACGAGGCUAAGAAUUACCUGCUGCUACCACAGGAGAGGCCACUCAUGCAGGGUCCCAGAACACGGCCGAGGAAACCUAUUCGCUGUGGAGAAGUCCUAUUUGCAGUUGGAGGUUGGUGCAGUGGCGAUGCCAUCUCCAGCGUUGAGCGUUAUGAUCCCCAGACCAACGAGUGGCGGAUGGUGGCGUCGAUGAGUAAACGGCGGUGUGGAGUGGGUGUCAGUGUUCUUGACGACCUGCUGUAUGCGGUGGGAGGUCACGAUGGCUCGUCGUACCUCAACUCUGUGGAGAGAUACGAUCCUAAGACCAAUCAGUGGAGCAGUGACGUGGCCCCUACUAGCACAUGUCGUACCAGCGUGGGGGUGGCUGUCCUCGGAGGUUAUCUGUAUGCUGUAGGGGGACAGGAUGGGGUUUCCUGUCUCAACAUAGUAGAAAGGUAUGAUCCUAAGGAGAACAAAUGGACUCGUGUGGCCUCCAUGAGCACCAGGAGGCUGGGUGUAGCCGUGGCGGUGCUCGGGGGCUUCCUGUACGCUGUAGGAGGGUCUGAUGGGACGUCGCCAUUAAAUACAGUGGAGCGCUACAACCCUCAGGAGAACCGCUGGCACACGGUGUCUCCGAUGGGAACCAGGAGGAAACACCUGGGCUGCGCGGUGUACCAGGACAUGAUUUACUCUGUGGGAGGGAGAGACGACACCACAGAGCUGAGCAGUGCGGAGCGAUACAACCCCCGCACAAACCAGUGGUCUCCUGUCGUGGCCAUGACGUCCAGACGGAGCGGGGUGGGCUUGGCUGUGGUGAACGGUCAGCUGAUGGCAGUGGGAGGCUUCGAUGGGACGACGUAUCUCAAAACUAUAGAAGUGUAUGACCCUGACGCAAACACAUGGAGGUUGUACGGAGGAAUGAACUACCGCCGGCUAGGUGGGGGGGUGGGUGUCAUCAAAAUGACUCACUGUGAAUCCCACAUAUGGUAACCCCAACCCUCAGCCCCCCCCCCCCACACAUACACAGUCACACACUUCUCAUCACGCUGCAAAGGAUGCCUCUUUUCAUCGACUCCUGUGCCUCCAAAAGAGACGCUGCAAUUCAUGCGAGGAUGAGAAAAAAGUGGUGGGUUGGGGAAGAGAAAGAAAGAGGGACAAACUUUGAACUCAUCCCCCACUCGGAGGCCAUUCACUUCAGAAUGCCCUGCUUGUCUUCAUUGAUUGACCACCAUGAAGUGCACUGAGAGCUGAACUCCUCCGAGGAACAUAUAGCUUCCAGUUUCCCCAGUGUUCCCCUUCUUAGCCUCUCCGUGUGGGACAUAUCAAACUUUACAAUGAUUGCUGCUGCGGAAGAUGACCUUACACAUCUUAGGUUUAAAAAAGGUUUAAGCACCAGGUCCCUGGAAGAAGGAUUUUCUCAGUCUGGUCCAACUGUGAAAGCAUCUAUCACCUUCCCUUGUUGUCAUAUGCCAGCCCCCAAAACGGUGGUUACUGACCACCACCCUUAAUGAGUUUCAAAGAAAACAGCAGACUAGAAAAGCUUCUGUUAAUGGUGUAUGAUUCAUAUUUUUCAAGAAACUCAACAUUAGUGUUACAUUUACUCUGUUACAUUUUGAAAUCUACACUUUUUAUUUUUUUAUUUUACCAUGCAUACAUCUCAGCUGUGGCUGUCACGUCUCUGGGCCUCAUUUGUAGCAUCAAACAGUGGAAAGCUGUCAGGCAGUCUAUUUUAUGAAGGCUAGGUGUUAUGGCUCGAUACCCUGAGAGGAAAAACACAACUUAUUUCACCGGAAUGAUGGCGUAGUGUUCCUUCUUUUUUUUGUAUGAGGAAGUCACCGCAACAUUUCCUUGUAAAGUUGUUGAAGGGGGGGUCACUGCUUCUGCUCACCUGCGGCUGUUUGCUACACAAGUUACCGAAAGAAGUUUGUAAAAAUAAAAAACUGAACUUGUUCGAUCUAGACAGCAGCGAGGCCCAAGUCAGUUCAGAAAUAUUAAUAGAAAAAUGCAGGACUCAUUUAUUAUUAUAAUAUAUAGAAAAGCAUUCUCUAGCCAAGAGAUGUUUUGACGUUUCAGGAGUAUACUGCAUAAAGCCUGGGUAUUUUCUCUUUUUUUGAGUCAAUCUCAUAAUAUCCCUAAUUCUGUUACAGGUUUAACACUUAGGAUCAAAGUCUGACCGCUGAAAUAUUUCAUGACAAAUGCAGUAGUAUUCCCAGUUUGCCCCACAUGAACAUGAUUUUUAACUGUAUAUGCAUUGAAAAGUCAGUAAUUAAAAGUUGUGUUUUCUUGACACAGUCAUAGGGUUUAGAAACAAACAGGUCCUUUUUGUUCUUUAUUCUCACUUCCAACGUGUGUCAUGUCAGUAUACACUGCAGCACAGUGUAAUGGCACCUCCUGCUGGAGGAGAGUUGUAGUUUAGCAAUGACAUAGAAAAAAAGAAAGAGCCUUUAGACACAGACUUUUGCAAAGAUUGGGGUUCUUGCAAGGUUAAUAUAUAAAACACUACAACUAGAUUCUGUUUGAGAUUAUUUCCCAUCCUGCCCCAGGUAGAAAUGCUCUCAUGUUCACUGUGUAACACCAGUUUCUCCAAUGUUUCUACAGUCCCAACAUAACCCACACUUAUUGUGUUGUCUCCCUGUUUAAUGUCUGCACAGAAGUGGUGGUUAAUAUAAUAAAAGACUGACUAAAAACAGCUUGGUUUAACAUCAACUUGAUCAAGAUCACAGGAGUGUGUAACAACUAGCAAAACUAUUGUGAUUUUAAUAGACAUUGUAAUGUUUAUGUGUCAGAGAAAUAGCUUGAAGUGGUCCCUAAGUGAUCUUAGCUCAAUGUGAACUAAAGUGGAGAUAGUUUGAAUAUAUGGGGACAUUGGUUUGAAUGAAUCUCAGAUUUGUUUGCACUGUGAUUGGAAAUGUAUUUUAGAUUGUAUUUUUGUUCCCCCUUAACUAUAUUUUAUAUGGGUGUUCAGAUGUGGCCCGAGGGGAGGGGGGGGGGUCAACAAUUCUUAUGGGAAGACAUUUCAGGCCCUCACACAGAGGAUUUAUUUCAUAGAUUCAACACAACAUGGUUUGACUUGCUCUGUGUCACAGACAUGCCAUUGUGUGUGGAACAAAUGCAACGUUACAACGCUGGUGUUAUGCAUUAUAAUAACCUCUUUUCCUAACCCUAAUAUUGGUGUUAAUAUUUAAUAUUAUGGCAACCCAACAUUUUGCUGCCUUUAGUUUUUCUAUGCUAGAGGGAGAUUUGAAGUCGCAUGAUCAAAGUUUGGCUGAUGAGGACAUUUUGUUGAAUAGUUUGGGUUUUUUGGGUUAUUUUGAAGUCUAAAAUGUUGAUUUUCAAUGGAAUUGUAGAAUUAGCAUUUUUCUUAGAGUUUGACUUUAUAAAAAAGGCUCCAUAACACACCCUCCAUAUUGAUUGUGGUGUGUGCUUCUCAAAAUGAAAUGUUCUAGCCGUUAUCAAACAAAAAAAGGAUGCAGGUCAGCCAAAUGUGUAUGCCUGCUUCUUGAAAACUUCCAAGAAUACUUUGCUAUUUUCACUGCCACAGAAUUACAAGGAACCCCCACUCAGUUUAAAACAUAUUGCUUUGGUUCCAGAACAACCUGUUUUUUUCCAAAUGUUUUUUCAAGGAGGAAUAAAACACCAUGUCAUCAUGUCUUUGCAGUGAUGUGCAUUUCAGCUUAUCCAAUGAGGUUUCAAUUAUUUAUUUUGUUUACAUAUUCAUCCUUUUUAAACUACAUGUUGAGAUUUGUGGAUGUUCAUUGGACAGCGGCAGAAAAACAUUUGAACCUUUGAUAUUAAGGCAGUGUUUUAUUCGGACAGAAAAACCUUAUUCCCCCCUUUUACCCACAUCUUUAUCGUUUUGAUUUGGACUGCAUUUGGUUUCCCAAACUGAGUAAGGUUUCCAGUAAACCAUGUAAGCUACUAAUGAUGCAUUUUGAUUGUGAUGAACAGAAGUCACCCAGCCUAUGUGAAAAUAUGUGUUUUCUUUUCAAGCCUCUGCAAUUUGUCCGACAUGUGACCCUAACAUGGUUGUGCUAAUUGUUGUUUGUUCUCACGUAUCAAACAGCCGUCUCAGCGCAGCACUCGUCACUACAGCAUCUUCGGCUUUCACCAUGUUCACUACGACAACGAUUAAACUUCUUUCCUUGGGAAUAAACCCCCAAAACAAA
This is a messenger RNA of Notothenia coriiceps (black rockcod), 5150 nucleotides long. It is a transcript of the gene klhl20, whose product is annotated as kelch-like family member 20. The record is from RefSeq and is a predicted model, not a curated record. Gene Ontology annotation, cellular component: trans-Golgi network; PML body. The coding region runs from base 145 to 1974 and encodes 609 amino acids. The transcript is spliced from 14 exons. Lineage: Eukaryota; Metazoa; Chordata; Actinopteri; Perciformes; Nototheniidae. Gene Ontology annotation, biological process: protein K33-linked ubiquitination; Golgi to endosome transport; proteasome-mediated ubiquitin-dependent protein catabolic process. Gene Ontology annotation, molecular function: type II interferon binding.